This is a messenger RNA of Exaiptasia diaphana, 1265 nucleotides long. RefSeq names its product vesicle-trafficking protein SEC22a. Bases 129 to 1040 code for a protein of 303 amino acids. Lineage: Eukaryota; Metazoa; Cnidaria; Anthozoa; Actiniaria; Aiptasiidae. The transcript has 6 exons. Gene Ontology annotation, biological process: endoplasmic reticulum to Golgi vesicle-mediated transport. The record is from RefSeq and is a predicted model, not a curated record.
AAUCACAUAAUCGACCCAUCGAUGCUGGAAAAAAAUACAAUCAUUUCACCAUAAUAUUACAAUUUAGAGUUUAAUUAAUAUAUAUUUUAAUUACUUGAUAUAAGAGGUCUUCACACUUUAGCGCAGAUAUGGUUCUUUUUGCUAUGAUAAGCCGAGUUAGUGAUGGUAUGCCUUUGUCAGCCUCUACAGACCUCGACUUGCAUUUCGAGAUCAAAGAAAGCAAAAGACAGGCGAAGAUCGUCGCUAAGAAAGCUAAUCAAUAUCCAAUAAAGUGUUGGACCUCUAGUGGAAGCCACAACAUUUAUUUUGUGAAAGCCGUAGGUGUAUGCUUCAUUACYGUCUGUGAGGCUGCGUACCCCACUGUUCUUGCAUAUUGUUUUUUGGAUGAAAUCCAAAGGGAAUUCAUGGUUGUUUAUCAGAGUCAAGAUGUACAAAGAGCUAAAAGACCUUAUUCAUUUAUUGAAUUUGAUUCAUUUAUUCAGAAAACUAAACAGAGAUAUAAUAAUACCAGAUCAUUAACAACAAGACUUAACCUCAGUGAGAUGAGUGAAGAGCUACAAAAUCAUCCUCCUCAUCAAAUUAGUCAAAUAGACCUCACAAGCUCUGUGGAUUUAGGUGUGGAUGUCAAAACAUACAAAACUGGAGGUCCACCCAACAAGCUACAGCCAAUCACAUGGGUGGGAAUGGUUAUAUGUGCACUUCUGGCACUAUGUGGACUUCUCAACUUUAUCAGAUGUCUACCGUUACUCAGUUCAGUUGGAGUGAAUGAUGAGUCUACAGAAAACCCAGCGCACACUGCAAUCUGCUUCUUUGUUGCUGGCAUCCUUAAUUGCUUUCAGUGCUAUCUCCUGAUUUUCAACAACAAGGGGAGAUUCAUAUUYUCAUGUACGGCAUCAUUCUUCCUUAUUAUAUUUGUCAUAUAUCUUAGAAACUUACGGAACAUCUGGCAGAUUCUAUUUCACGUUUGUGUAACUCUUGCAGCACUCUAUCAAAUAACAAGAAGACAACUACAGCAAAAACCACCAGACUAUAAUGUAUAAUUUAUUUUCAUUCAGAUAAAGUGUAAUAUAAAGUUUAAAUUAUAAACUGUCCAAUUUAAAUCGGAUUGUUUCAGUACAAGAAAAUAGUAGAUUUUUAUAAAAGUAUUUUACACCUAUAUACAUGUAUACUGUCUUGUAAGUCAUAGAUCUGCUGUUUAUAAAAUAGACCGAUCAAGGAACAAGACAUUUAUAAUGUAUCAAUAAAUCUCAGGCAUUUACAUUUAC